Molecule: messenger RNA, 1909 nt
Organism: Arabidopsis arenosa
Lineage: Eukaryota; Viridiplantae; Streptophyta; Magnoliopsida; Brassicales; Brassicaceae
Source: the annotation of a GenBank genome assembly
AAAAAAACAAAAACGAAUUCUUUUUUUUUUUUCACAGACGAGAUAAUCUCCGUCCUGAGAAUGGAGAGAUCUACGCUCAAACGAACAUCGAGUUUUCCGGAUCCUGAGCCUGCUAAGGCCCUGCGUUCGACUUUGAUCCUGCGGCCAAAAUUCGGAUCUCCAUUGCUGAUGCUGAUUGCAGAAGAGGAUGGUUGUCGUAUCUACAACCCAGAAGAUGGUAUGGUCUACGAGACGAAGAGUGACUUUUCAGGGUAUCAAUUCCUGGGAAGCUCAGAUCUGAGAGGUCGUUUGUGGGUAGACGACAAGAAUGGAAACUACGUUGUUGUGUGGCAAUUUGAAAUGAACGGAUAUAUAGGGUUUUGCAGGAAAGGGGAUGAUCAUUACCGCGAGAUUUCAACAUGGGUCGGUGUUCAGAGGGAGUUACGAGGUCUAUACGAUAUGGUACUUAAAGGUUACAAUCUUUACGUCUUUGCCACCCGUGAGUUCAUUCGACACUUGGAUUUGUCUGGACAAGAUGAAGAUGGUUUCAAGGAUGUGUCCGAAAAACAUAAGCUUCCAAUGUGGAGGCCACGUCUGAGUAUGGAUGAACUUAAAAGAAUCAAGAAAAAUAAGGUACCUCUGAAAGGCAUAGGAUGUUCCACUUGUACAAGAGGGAUCCUAAAGAUCUUGACCCGGAUACAUAUAUACGACACCCGACUUGUUGAGAACGCUUUCUCAAUCUUAUCAAAAGACGAGAUAGUCUCCGUCCUGAUAAUGGAGAGAUGUACGCUCAAACGACAACUGAGUAGUCCGGAUCUUGAGCCUGCGAAGGCCCUGCGUUCGACGUUGAUUCCACAGCCAAAAGCCGGAUCUCCUUUGCUGAUACUGUCUACAGAAAAAGAUGGUUAUCGUCUGUGCAACCCAGCCGAUGAAAGGGUGGUUUACGAGACGAAGAGUGACCUUUCAGGCGAGGAGAGGAUCGAUCUUCCACCACUAGAAUCAUUGAAAGGUAGCCUUUAUAAGAUUGAGCGAGUAGGAGAGAAGAAAGUCAGGAAUAUAUUAUACAGUGAUUUAUCUCCUGGGGAUCCUCAUACUGCCGAAGAUCUGAGAGGUCGUUUGUGGGUAGGCGACAACAAGGAAGACUACGUUGUUGUGUGGCAUUUUGAAAUGAACGACUUUCUAGGGUUUUGCAAGAAAGGGGAUGAUCAUUACCGCGAGAUCUUAACAAGGACCGGUGUUCGCAGGGAGUUACGCGGUGUAAAAGAUAUGGUACUUAAAGGUUACAGUCUUUACGUCCUUGCCAUCCGUGACUUCAUUCGACACUUGGAUUUGUCUGGACAUGGUGAAGAUGGUAUCAAGGAUGUGUCCGAGAACCAUAAGCUUCCAAUGUGGAUGCCAAGUCUGAGUGUGGAUGAACAAGUAAGAGUCAACAUAGAUAAGAUCAGCUCAUCUAGUGAAAGCAUUGCUGUUACAAGAUCAGGUCAGGUUUUGAUUGUCUGUUCUUACGAGUUAGGUAACUCUGAAGUGCAUAGGAUGUUCCACGUGUACAAGAGAGAUCCUAAAGAUCUUGACCCGAAGACCUACUUAACCCAGCUUCUUGAGGUACAUUCUCUAGGUGAUGAGGCCCUCUUUCUCGAUUUGGGAACCACCGUGCCUGCUGACCAUACCCGUGGUAUUGAGCCUAACUCCAUCUACUUCACCCGUGGUGAUCGUAUCCGUCACAGGAAUCCUUCACGCCCCGACAUCUGUGUCUUCAGUCUUACAACAAACACCAUCAAACGCUUCCUUACUCUCUCCAACUUAAACGUCAAGGAUGCUCAAUGGUUUCUUUCCUCUUGAUUCUUGCCUUCCUCAUGGUUUCUCCCUCGGCCUUGCUCUGUUAACUGUCAUCUUAUAAAUAAAUUCCGAAAUAUAAAAAGUUCAUAGUAGU